AUGCGUCGUUCAGCCUUGUCGACCUACAUGCGGCACAAGUAUCGCACGGCGACAGAUAGUGCCUCUCUGCUUGCGAGCCCUCAACCAGGAAGGCAGGCACCUCUGGGAAUGAGACCGCCCGAACAUAAUGCCAACAUAGUAGAAGGGAUCCCUAGUACAAGCUAUCAGUCUUGGUCAGACAACGAUGCCUCUUGCCAUCAGACCCUCCCUCCUGCCGAAUUCGAUAACUACCGCCAGGCGGUUCCAACCGCAGCCUCGACCGCACCCACAACGCACAUCGAUCCAAUGCUGCUUUCCUCGCGGUCCCUGGAGCCUUUCGACCUGCCAAUGCAGGACACGGCUCAGUAUGGAUUCCUCGACGAUCUGAUGCUUCCAGAAUUCGAGGGACAGGCGGAAAGCUUACUGCCAGAAGAUGUUUCGUUUGACAAACAGACCGUUACCUUUGGUGGCAUAGCCACCCCAAAUACAUCCUCUGAGGCAAUCACACCCGACAUGAAUACAAUAUUACCAUUCACACCUGUUAUCUCAAGCUGGAACGACCAAUAUUCAACAUAUUUGCACGAGAGUGGACAGCAAAUAUCACCCCUGAACUUUGAUAAUGGCCACUUCCUACCAGAAACCAACCAUUCUCCAGCAAAACAAAGCUUCACUGACCCAAUAUACCCCCCGUUGCCUGAACUGAGUGAUGUGCCCUUGGAUCUCGCCCAAGACUUCGAGGAGUUCACGUCUCGGCCAGAAGCGAGUUAUCUCCCUGCCUGGUACGUAGAAACGCAAGCGUUGGCCUUUCCCAGCAGUGGAUUCGAAACAAACUGGCCAGCACCUAACUCCGAGGUCGUCAUCGCAACACCUACGAAAGCUGGACCGGUGGAAUCCAGGAUCUGUCAAAGAGAUACUUCGAAGGAUACAUUACUGCUCCGUUGUAAGGCGCAGGGCAUGUCGUACAGACAGAUCAAAGAGCUUGGGAAGUUCGAAGAGGCAGAAUCAACCUUGCGUGGGCGAUAUCGAGCUUUGACCAAACCAAGAGAGGCGCGGCUCAGGAAGCCAGAGUGGGGAGAGCGCGAAGUCCAUUUACUCUUCGAAGGAGUUUCUCAUUGCACCACGUCAAUUAUGGGUGCAUCCAACCUCAGCAAAGAGCUUGAUGCUAUCUCAAUGGGCCAGUUUGCGAACAAGGUACCCUGGAAACAGGUUGCUGAAUACAUGGAAGGGCAAGGAGCCUAUCGAUAUGGCAACGCCACUGUCAAGAAGAAAUAUCUCGAAAUCCUCAAGGCGGGCGGGAUGUCGAUGCGCACAAAGGGCCCGUGA
Molecule: messenger RNA, 1302 nt
Organism: Exophiala viscosa
Lineage: Eukaryota; Fungi; Ascomycota; Eurotiomycetes; Chaetothyriales; Herpotrichiellaceae
Exons: 2
Coding region: 1-1302 (433 amino acids)
Source: RefSeq, a predicted model, not a curated record